UUGGUACGGUUAUCCCUGAGGGUAGUACUUGUACUACCAGAAGGCAUUAAAGUAAAUGCGGGUGUGUGUGUGUGGAGGGGGGGGGGGUGUGGGGGAGGUACGCUGUUCUGGGCCAGGCUUCCAGAACCUUUAAUUCAGAAUCAGAAUAAAUUUAUAGAAAACUAAACUACUGCAUCGAUUUUCUUCAAACUUUUUGUGUACACUUACAGUAAUUUAUCUCAGCGCUUAGGACAACCACAAAAUCCAUUAGGUUGUCUGUUGACAGUCUGUUGAUGUCUUGUUCAGUAAAAAUAAAUUUCGUCAACAGUUUUGUUAUUGUUACAGGAUAUUGUUUCUCUUUUAGAGAAGUUCAGUGGAACAAAGGCAAUAUUUUGGGAUGAACAACUCACUGGCCCCAUUGGUUUGGUGGCAGAAUACAGUUUUCUUAAGGAACUAGAUGUUGUAAAAAUGUUCCAGUUAAAACCUGGGCGCUUGCCUUCCAUAUCUGUUAAAAAUAUACUGUUCAUCACAAGACCUGAAGUUGAGCUGAUAGAUUUUAUUGCCGAUAACUUGCACAGCGAAGAAAGCCAAGGACAUUCUGCUAGUAAGGAAUAUCAGUUAAUUUUUGUCUCCCGACAAAGUGCAGUAUGUGAACAGCGGCUCAAGGACAAAGGAGUGUAUGGAACUCUUACUUCUAUUGAUGAACUGCCUGUUGAUUUUUUCCCACUAGAUAGUGAUGUCAUUUCAAUGGAACUCGAUAAUGUUUUCAAGGAUUUAUAUGUUGACAAUGAAAUCAGCUCCUUACACCAAAUGGCUCAUGGGUUAAUGUCCCUCCAAAGUUUAUAUGGCAUUUUCCCCAACGUUGUGGGUAAGGGGCGCCAUGCCCGUAACUUAUUCGAAUUGAUGACUCGAAUGCGACGUGAUAUUGGGGUAGACUGUGAUCCCCCCAUGUCUCCGUUGUUCGACACUCUCAUGAUCAUUGAUUGGACUGUAGAUUUGAUAACUCCUUUUGUCACUCAGUUGACCUAUGAGGGUCUUAUCGACGAAUUCUAUGGAAUAAAACAUAAUACAGUCAAGUUUCCAGGAGAAAAUUUUCAAGCCUCAUCACAUGCGGGCCAGUCACCUCGCUCUGAUGGUAGCUCUGUUAAAUCUGUUGUUCUAAACUCGGCCGAAGAGCUUUACGCUGAUUUGAGGGACAAGAACUUUUCAGCCGUGGGUACUGCACUCAGUCACAAAGCUAAAGCUAUUUCAGCUCAGUAGCCUGGAUAACGCCAUUGUUGCAUUUGGAGGUGUUAAGGUUUCUGCAUUCGCACGCGAUAGUGGAGAAAUAUUCCUAGACUCCUUCGAUGAUUCGGUAAUCAUGAUCAACCCGGAUAUACCUGAUGAAAGGGAGCUGAGGGAGUGGCUUAAAGACAAUCAGUAAACAAAUCCUUUUUUACUGAUUGUCUGAAGAUCUUAAUUACUUGACGUCCUUAAACAUCGACUGCAGCUAAUUGCCUCCAUCUUUUUUCUCGAAUUGUUGCCUCCAUCUGUUUCCCUGAAUUGUUGCCUUGCCUCAAACUUUUUUCCUAAAAUAUGGCUACGAUCUUGUAACCUGAACUGUUGCCUCGAUGUUGUAACCUCAACUGUUGCCUUUUUACCUCAGCCCUUGUGAUGGAGAAAUUGGGCCACUGUCUGAGUUUAACUCAAGAAUUUACAUUGUUUAUUAUUUUAUUUCGUAAAUGAUACAGAAAAAAAAUCAAGGAAAUUACAAUAAA
Daphnia pulex (common water flea) is the source of this 1736-nucleotide messenger RNA. RefSeq names its product vacuolar protein sorting-associated protein 33A-like. Gene Ontology annotation, cellular component: CORVET complex; lysosome. The transcript has 9 exons. The record is from RefSeq and is a predicted model, not a curated record. NCBI's taxonomy places the organism in Eukaryota, Metazoa, Arthropoda, Branchiopoda, Diplostraca, Daphniidae. Bases 448 to 1239 code for a protein of 263 amino acids. Gene Ontology annotation, biological process: vesicle-mediated transport; intracellular protein transport.